AUGAAGCUCACACACCCCAAAGGCAAACCAUUACUGUCCGACUCCUCAAAUCAUGACGGUCGCGACCUCGAGUCCCAGUCCUACCAUACCUUCCGAUCCUCGUCACCGGAUGCCCGCUCCUCCUCUAGCACGGGCAGUUCCCGAUCGCGCAUCAACCCGCGCAUCGUGUCCGAUGCCAUCCUCGGUCUAUCCGAUGGGUUGACCGUGCCGUUUGCUCUGAGCGCCGGUCUCUCUGCACUGGGAGAUACCAAGGUAGUCGUGCUCGGUGGACUGGCCGAGUUGGCGGCGGGAGCCAUUUCCAUGGGGCUGGGGGGAUUUGUUGGGGCGAAGAGCGAAGCUGAAUCCUAUCAAACCACCGUACGGGAAACCACCGAUCUAAUCGAAACCUCCCCCUCCGAAAUCUCAUCCAUCGUACAUUCGAUCUUUUCCGUCUAUGAUAUCCCGGAGGACGCCAUCGCGCAGAUCGACUCCUCGCUGCACAAUUCUCCCGACCGACUACGAGACUUCCUCAUCCGCUUCCACCAUCAGGAAUCUGCCCCAGAUUGUAACCAGGCUUGGAUCUCCGCUAUCACCCUGGCCCUAGGUUACUUCGUGGGCGGGUUCAUUCCGCUGAUCCCAUACUUCAUCGCAGAGAAGGUCAUCGACGCGCUGUAUUCUAGCGUCGCUGUCAUGGGUGUCACCCUGUUCGUCUUCGGGUAUAUCAAGACCGGGGUGGUGCGUGGAUGGUUCGGGAGGGACAAUGUCGUCGCCAGUCUCAGGGGAGGUAUACAGAUGUGUUUUGUUGGUGGUGUGGCUGCUGGGGCGGCUAUUGGUCUUGUCCGGUUGAUUGGGAAUUAA
Aspergillus tanneri is the source of this 837-nucleotide messenger RNA. RefSeq names its product VIT1/CCC1 transporter family protein. Gene Ontology annotation, cellular component: fungal-type vacuole membrane. Bases 1 to 837 code for a protein of 278 amino acids. The record is from RefSeq and is a predicted model, not a curated record. NCBI's taxonomy places the organism in Eukaryota, Fungi, Ascomycota, Eurotiomycetes, Eurotiales, Aspergillaceae. Gene Ontology annotation, molecular function: iron ion transmembrane transporter activity; manganese ion transmembrane transporter activity. The transcript has 2 exons. Gene Ontology annotation, biological process: intracellular manganese ion homeostasis.